Schistosoma rodhaini is the source of this 2374-nucleotide messenger RNA. Lineage: Eukaryota; Metazoa; Platyhelminthes; Trematoda; Strigeidida; Schistosomatidae. The record is from the annotation of a GenBank genome assembly.
CUUGAUGUCCGCGAUUUUGGGUUGAGUGAUUGAUUAUUGCUAUUAACGAGGAUGUCAUGUUCUAGACCAUUUGUUCCUAAAACAUCUACUAUAACUUCAGAAUAUACGAUCACAAACAAUGUGCUGGGCUUGGGGAUCACAGGAAAGGUGAUGCAGUGUAUUCAUAAUGAGACAGGAGUUCAGUAUGCUUUAAAGAUACUUGAGGACAAUCAAAAGUCAAGAAGAGAGGCUGAAAUUCAUUGGAGAGUCUCAGACUGUCCUCAUAUAGUGAAGGUUGUGGACGUCUUUGAAAACACAAACCUGAACACUAAGAAGAACUACCUCUUAAUAGUAAUGGAAUAUAUGAGGGGUGGUGAACUAUUUAAUAAAAUUAAGGAAAAUGAAAAUUUCACAGAAAGCGAAGCUGCAAAAAUAGUGUAUCAAAUAUCCUCUGCAAUUGCUUAUCUUCAUGAAAGAAAUAUAGCGCACCGUGAUCUUAAACCGGAAAAUUUGCUUUACACGUCCAAUGAGGAUGGUGCCGUCCUCAAACUUACGGACUUUGGAUUUGCGAAAGAAGUCAUCACUAAAAAGUCUCUUCAAACACCAUGUUACACACCUUACUAUGUCCCACCAGAGAUCCUUAAUUUCGAACGAUAUGACAAGUCAUGUGAUAUCUGGUCCUUAGGGAUAAUAACCUAUAUUUUGCUCUCAGGUUGUCCCCCGUUUUUUAGUCAGAAUGGCCAACCCAUAUCUCCUGGUAUGAAGUCAAAGAUUCGGGCUGGAAAGUAUGACUUCCCUGAUGCACAAUGGAAAUCUGUUUCAAAAAGUGCUAAAGAUCUAAUCAAAAGCCUAUUACUCACAGAGCCAGAUCGUAGACCUACAAUCAGAGAAGUGAUGAACAACCAUUGGGUGGCUCAGCAUAAUAAUGUGCCUAACACACCUCUUGGAACCAAUAUGUUUUUCACCACAAAAGCAUGGGAUCAAUUUCGGGUAGGUCUUAUAUGUUGUUUUAAAUCAACCACUUAUGGUGCAUAAUGAAUCUACCCAGGCUCUAUUAGAUUUGUUUUGUCAGUUUUCAGCAUACGCAGUAAAUGAAAAAAGCUAAACUACAAAAAUUAUUUAUCUAAGUAACUUAACGAAAAGUUCAAUUAUCCGUUUGAUAUGUGAGACCCUGUUCGAAGCAUUUUUUAAAUCUUCUAGGUAAUAAAACAUUAAAUAAUAGCAGAUUUAGAAAAAGCACUUAGUCACUCAUAAGCAUAGUUUUAAAAAGAGCUCAAACCUUGUAUACCGAAGCAUUAUAAUGACUUAUGAUGAAUAUGUUUCUUAUUAUUAUUUAUCAGUCGGAAUUUUUAAAAACUUAAGAAUCAACCUUAUGUUUAAUAGCUGCAGUAGAUAUCAAUUCUACGGCACACGUGUAUAAAUAUAAUUGAUUGAAGCGCCAUAAUUUUUACUAACAUGAAUAAUUGAGUGAACUGAUGUUCAUAUCCAGUACAUUCGUCAGCAUGUAGUUAUAAAAAACUAUCAGAUAAGUCUUCGAGCCCAGAGAACAUGGAUCCACCAAAACUAUUGGAUAAGCCUAUAACCACCUAACAUUGAGUGCUUUAUUUUGAAGCAGAUUGAAGACGAGAAGUGGAAGUGUUCGUUGUUUAUAAACAGAUAGAACAAGACGCAUAUUAUGUUUGUAAUAGUGUUCAGUAAUUUACAAUGCUUUUAAAAACCACAAUGAAUUUAAAACACGUCAUUUAUUUACAAUUGUUUCUAGUUAAUAACCACACAAAUAGUGUUUUAUUAAUUUACACCAUUUUUUUCCUUUUUGUUUCUUGAAAAAGGAGAUAUUUCGUGAAAGUCUUCAGACAAAGCGUAAAGAACACUCCAAUGUUCCUACUUUGAUGACUUUAGAUGCCUCCAAAAAUCCCCUGUUAAUUAAACGUAAAAUUAAUCAAAAAUCUAACCCUGAAAAUAAUUCUCAAAAGGUAUUAAAUUAAUCGAUAUCAUCACCAACAAAAUCUUUGUUAAUAAUAAUAUUAUUGCUAUUAUUGUUUCUUUUCUGUUAAUUACAUAAUCGUUAAUUUUUCUAAAUUUUCUAUUCAUUUCUACUACUUUUUCUUCACUUACGUUUAUUUUUUGUAUUUAUAUUGACGAUAAAUCAUACUUAACUUUGUAUACACGAUUUCUAAAACCGUAUAUGUAUGACAGUAUAUAAUAGUAUUCUGUAGAGAUAAUAUUUUUCACUAUUGAACUACUUUGCUCAUUACAUUGUUAUUUUACUUCAAAGCAUGAAGUCAAUUCUCUCUUUGUACAAAAAUGUAACAUAUACAUAUAAAUAUGCCUUUUAGAAUGUGUUCUGUGUACGUAAUGCCAAUAUUCAAAAUAAGUAAAUAAAUAAUGAUGUUUG